AAGUUCAAAGGCGGAACCAUGAAAGACCCAAGUCGCAGGAGUACCAGUCCAAACAUCAUCAACGAAGAUGUGAUCAUGAACGGUCACUCUCACGAUGACGAUAACCCGUUUGCUGAGUACAUGUGGAUGGAAAACGAAGAGGAGUUCAACAGGCAGAUUGAGGAAGAGUUGUGGGAAGAAGAAUUUAUAGAGCGUUGCUUCCAGGAGAUGCUGGAAGAAGAGGAAGAACACGAGUGGUUUAUCCCAGCCAGAGAUCUCCCGCAAACGAUGGAUCAAAUCCAGGACCAGCUUAAUGAUCUUGUUAUCAGUGAUGGUUCAUCACUGGAAGAUCUGGUGGUGAAGAGUAAUCUUAAUCCAAACGCAAAGGAGUUUGUUCCUGGGGUGAAGUACUAAAUAUAUGAGUAGACUGGGCCCUCUUUUGGUGGAUGUAGCACAAUUUCCACACUGUGAAGCCAGUAUUAGAAGAUUUAAUUGUUAAAACGCUCUCUUCUCUUGUCACUGUGUUACACUUACGCAUUGCCAAAGUUUUGUUAGUCUUGCAUGCUUAAUAAAAGUGCUGAGACUGUUAUUAAGUCAA
This is a messenger RNA of Euleptes europaea (tarantolino), 577 nucleotides long. It is a transcript of the gene PAIP2, whose product is annotated as poly(A) binding protein interacting protein 2. The record is from RefSeq and is a predicted model, not a curated record. Gene Ontology annotation, molecular function: mRNA regulatory element binding translation repressor activity. The transcript has 3 exons. NCBI's taxonomy places the organism in Eukaryota, Metazoa, Chordata, Lepidosauria, Squamata, Sphaerodactylidae. Gene Ontology annotation, biological process: negative regulation of translational initiation. The coding region runs from base 19 to 393 and encodes 124 amino acids. Gene Ontology annotation, cellular component: cytoplasm.